CACGGAUGGUCACACUCUAAUUGGCUUUGUUCUCUUUUUAUUUUGUUGUUUUCGCCCAUGUUUUGUCAAUAUUGUUUAGAAUAAUGGACGAUAAGAGGACAUUAAUUCGCUUGGACGAGGAAACUAGCGAGGAUGAAGAUCCGGCCGUGCCCAAAAGUAUACCGAGAGCUGGGCCCAAGCCCAUCGAAACUUUCGGCGAAACCCGCAGCGAAGAGAUGCCCUCAACUAGCUCCUCAAGCGGAGCGGCGCAUAUUUCGGGGAAUCACCAAAAUGAGCCGGAAAACGAUCUGCCGCCUUUAUUAGGAAACAAUGAUCAGCCUCCCCCAGUUAAUACAAUAAAUGGAAGCGCAGGCAGUGCAAGGAACCACAUCAAUGAUUCCGAGCCUAUUUUUCAUCUGAGGUCCCGGACUGCAGCGGCUUCCACACCCAAUUACGAGAGCUUGGACUAUGAAGUGUGCGAGAACACGCUGUUUCAAGACGAGCAGCGCAGGCGGCUGAGGGAACCUUUCUCUCUGCGCAAAGACAUCAUCCGUUGGAUAAUCUUCAUCCAAAUUGGCAUUAUCACGGCCCUUAUAGCCUGCACCAUAGAUAUUAUCAUUGAAGAGCUUUCGGAACUGAAGUACAACUUCCUCAAAGAGUCUGUUGCCGACAACGUUCCACUUAGUGAUGCCACCGGUCGCGAUCUGGUGAUUCCCUUCCUGUACUGGAUCUUGUUGAGCAUCCUACCAGUAGCCUUUGGAGCUGCCAUGGUGACCUACAUUGAGCCCAUAACCGCCGGCAGUGGUAUUCCGCAGGUGAAGAGCUACCUAAACGGUGUUAAAAUUCCACGAAUUGUUCGCAUUAAAACGCUGGCGGUGAAGGCCAUCGGCGUGAUAACAUCCGUGGUGGGUGGAUUGGCCGGCGGAAAGGAGGGUCCAAUGAUUCAUGCUGGUGCCGUGGUGGCUGCUGGCAUCUCGCAGGGCAAGAGCACCACUUUCGUAAAGGAUUUCCGUGUGUUUAAGGCCUUUCGCGAUGAUCACGAGAAGCGCGACUUUGUCCUGGGAGGAGGAGCUGCCGGAGUUUCAGCCGCCUUCGGAGCCCCCAUCGGAGGCAUGCUUUUUUCGCUGGAAGAGGCGGCCAGCUUCUGGAACCAGAAUCUCAUAUGGCGCACCCUGGUGGCCUCCAUUAUCAGUGUGUUCACUCUGAAUAUUGUUCUGUCGGCAUAUCACGGCCUAAACGAUUUUACAUUCACGGGUCUCUUCAAUUUGGGCAAGUUCGAUCAGCCACUAAAGUUCGACUACUUUGAGCUACCGAUCUUCAUGAUUCUGGGUGUGACCGGAGGGUUGCUUGGUGCCGCCUGGAACUCGCUAAAUACCAAGAUUAAUAACUUUAGGAAACGCUUCAUUCCCUGGAAGUUUGCCAAGGUAAUCGAAGCUGUUGUUGUGGCCAUGUUGGGCGUAACACUGGCUUGUUUGAUGAUUUACUUCAUCAAUGAUUGCCGGCCACUGGGCAAUGAUCCCACCAUACAUCCCGUUCAGCUUUUUUGCGAGGAUAAUGAGUAUAAUGCUGUGGCUGCCCUGUGGUUUCAAACGCCGGAAGCAACGGUUCGAUCGCUGUUCCACGAUCCUCCAGGAUCCCACAAAAUCCUCACUUUGGCCAUGUUCACUCUUGUGUACUAUGUUUUAUCGUGUGCCACCUUUGGCCUCAAUGUCUCCUUGGGCGUAUUCAUUCCCACUGCUCUUGUUGGAGCAGCCUGGGGUCGUCUUUUGGCAAUGGUUACAUUCUACCUAUUCCCGGAGGCGGAAUUCCUGCAUCCUGGUAAAUAUGCUUUGAUCGGAGCAGCGGCCAAUUUGGGCGGAGUUCUCCGCAUGACCAUCAGCUUGUCGGUUAUCCUGAUGGAAACAACUGGCAUCGAAAGUUCCUUCUUCUUUCCGCUCAUCAUAGCACUAAUCACCGCCAAGUGGGUCGGUGACUACUUCAACGAGGGCAUCUACGACACCCAAAUCCAAGUGAAUCAUGUACCAAUGCUGCCUUGGGAGCCGCUGCCCCAGUACAUGGGUCUGACAGCCAAAGAAAUCAUGAGCGGUCCUGUUGUUUGCAUCAAGCUUCGUGAUAGCGCCCACUACAUAUACAAGGUGCUGAAGAAAUGCGACCACAAUGGCUUCCCCGUUGUGGAUAAUGUGAUCGGCGAUCGUCGGUCGGAGGGACGCGUCUGUGGUAUCAUCUUGCGUUCCCAGCUAAUUGUCAUCUUGUUAAAAUCGUUGUACGUGGAAAACAAGCGAUUCUGGCUGCCGGAAACAUCUAUACAGACCUUCAGAGAUGUAUAUCCAAGAUAUCCAUCAAUUAAGAGCGUUCGCAAGCUGGACGAUAAAAUCAACUACACUGUAGACCUGGCCAUGUUCAUGAACCCAUCACCAGUACGCGUCAAUCCGCACGAUUCGGUGCCCAGGAUUUUCCAGAUAUUCCGCGCCUUGGGUCUGCGUCACUUGCUGGUCAUCAACAAUGAAAAUCGGAUCGCAGGCAUAAUAACACGAAGAGACUUCAUCUACAAGUGACUUCCAUGCAUAGAAUGCAGUUAAGAAAAAGUAUAUCGAAUGUCAAGUAAAUAAAUAUUUUCUAUAUCUUUGUA
Molecule: messenger RNA, 2608 nt
Organism: Drosophila serrata
Lineage: Eukaryota; Metazoa; Arthropoda; Insecta; Diptera; Drosophilidae
Gene: ClC-b
Product: chloride channel protein 7
Biological process (GO): chloride transport; transmembrane transport
Cellular component (GO): intracellular membrane-bounded organelle; lysosomal membrane
Molecular function (GO): chloride transmembrane transporter activity
Source: RefSeq, a predicted model, not a curated record